Messenger RNA from Aureobasidium melanogenum CBS 110374, 3753 nucleotides. Its product is annotated as DUF221-domain-containing protein. NCBI's taxonomy places the organism in Eukaryota, Fungi, Ascomycota, Dothideomycetes, Dothideales, Saccotheciaceae. Gene Ontology annotation, molecular function: calcium-activated cation channel activity. The transcript has 4 exons. Gene Ontology annotation, cellular component: plasma membrane. The record is from RefSeq and is a predicted model, not a curated record. Bases 1 to 3753 code for a protein of 1250 amino acids.
AUGUCAACUACAUCGACGGCAGCGUCAGCCACAGUCAGCUGCGGCAAGGGGCUCUUCAAUGCUGGCUGCGGUGCCGCUUUGAACACUGUCGGUCAAGAUUGGGGCACCCUCUUGUCUUCGAUUUUCGUUGCUCUCAUAUCUUUGGGAGCCCAGCUGCUUGCUUUUGUUCUCUUACGCUUCCGCCUUAGCAGAAUCUAUCGUCCCAAAUCCUACCUUGUUGCCGAACGCGAACGAGUUCCAGCGCCCCCGCAUGGUGUGUGGCAAUGGACUGUUCCCCUCUUCCGUACACCAAAUCAGAUCUUUAUCGAGAAAUGUGGUCUUGACGCUUAUUUCUUUCUGCGCUUCCUGCGCAUGCUGCUAAAGAUAUUCAUCCCGCUUUCUGUGGUUAUUCUCCCUAUACUCUUACCCAUCAACAAACUCAGUUGCUCGGAUUGUACAGUAGGCCCUGAUCAACUGGGCUGGAGAAACAUUCCCGCUUCUCACUCUCAACGCACAUGGGCCCAUCUUGUAUUAGCCGUUCUCACUAUCUGCUGGGUUCUAUAUGUUAUCGUCACCGAACUUCGUGGCUACAUUCGCAUUCGACAGGCCUAUCUCGCAUCUCCGGAACACCGUAUUCGCGCUUCAGCUACCACCGUACUUGUCAGCGGCAUUCCUAGAAAGUGGUUGACUGUCGAUGCACUAAACGGCCUUUACGAUGUCUUCCCUGGAGGUAUUCGCAACAUCUGGAUUAACAGAAACUUCGACGAACUUGCCGACAAGGUUUCGGAACGCGAUAAGAUUGCUCGAAAUCUCGAAGAAGCAGAGACCAAUUUGAUUCAAAACUGCAUCAAGAAGCACAAGAAAAUGGAGGCUAAGAAAGCUAAAGAGCAAGGGAAAAAGAAAUCAAAGGAAGAAAAAGAACAAGAUAGGGCCAAAGCUGAUGAACAAGCCGAGCGUAUCGCCCAAGGCAAUGGUGUAAGUUCUGGAGAUCCUCACCAGGUGCCGCACAAUUUGCAGGAGGUUCUUGAAGAGAUAGAGGAAGACGAGCACAGACACGACAAACUCAGAAGCUCAUCUCCCGAGGGCUUGCGGGAUCGACUUGGUCAGGGAUUGGGGGCUGUCGGUCAUGGAUUUGGUGCAAUCGGUAACUUCGGUCGUAAGGUUGUCGGCGAGGUUGCUGGCGAUGUCAACCGCGUCAUUCGCAAUGUCAAUGAUUCGGUAGACCAGGCCAACAACAUGACAGGCUUCUACGCAGACAUUGAUGAUGCUGACAAGCCUGCACUUGCCGAAAGACUCGCAUUUGAUGCACAAGUACCGGCACCUGGGCCUGCACCUGCUCCAGCACCCAUGUCUGCUCCCAUACCUUCUGCUGCGCCCUUGCCUUCUGCUUCUUCUGCACCUUCUGCUUCUUCCGCACCUUCUGCUGCUCGUGCGCCUAGAAAAGCUUGGGAUGCCCUGCUAAAACAGGUGAAGGCAACCCCUUUGCCUAUACCUAGUCCCCAACCUCAUGCCGUGGAGGAAGAUGAAUAUCCUCUGCAUACUAUUGGACAGCCUCAGAACCCUGAUCUUAACAAGAAUGCAGCCCAAGCAUUCUGGAAGAAGACUGACGAAGAUGAGAAGCCUGUCUAUUCAGAAGCUUUCAACCAGGAGCUUGCCGACGCUGAAGAAACCGAGGCCUUGUGGACGCGCUACAUUGAUGCAAAGGACCGCGAUACUCUUCGUGAACCGAUAUUUAACCUGUCGUGGUGGCCUCGCUUGCCUCUGAUGGGUAAGAAGAUUGACAAGAUUUAUUAUCUUCGCAAGGAGCUUGCCAGGCUGAAUGUUGAAAUUGAAGAGGACCAGCAGAAUGUGGAGCGAUUCCCCUUCAUGAACUCGGCUUUCAUCCAGUUUAACCACCAAGUUGCCGCUCAUAUGGCUUGUCAGUCUGUCAGUCAUCACAUGCCGCAACACAUGACACCCCGUCUUGUAGAAAUCUCGCCUACCGAUGUCUUGUGGGACAACAUGUCUAUGAAGUGGUGGGAGCGCUAUCUGCGCAGCGGCGUUGUCUUCGCUGCUGUAGUUGGUAUGUUGUUCCUUUGGGCUCCUGUAGUCGUUGUGUCUGGUUUCCUGUCAACCCUCAACACCCUCGAGACUAUCUCGUGGCUCUCAUGGAUUCGCGACCUACCACCCAGAGCUGUAGAUUUGGUCCAGGGUGUUCUGCCUCCACUCUUCCUGAGUAUUGUACUCGCAUUGGUUCCUGUCAUACUUCGACUUUUGGUCAAGCAAUCAGGAGUUGCUACAGGAAACAGCAGAGAAAUGGGGGUUCAGCUCUACUAUUUCGCAUUUCUGUUCAUCCAGGUCUUCCUCAUCGUGACCUUGUCAUCUGGAUUACCCGAGUUCUUCAAAGAGGUUGCGGUUGAAACUUCGAAGAUUCCACAAACUCUUGCAUCAAACUUGCCAAGAGCCUCAAACUACUUCUUCUCUUACCUUACUGUCCAGGCCCUCAACAACAGCGCCAGUGCACUGCUGCAGGUUGCUGCUUUGCUUAAGUGGUUCUUGUGGGCGCCGAUGGUAGACACUACCGCCCGCCAGAAGUGGAAGAGGCAGACCAGUUUGAAUCGAGUGAAAUGGGGAUCGUUCUUUCCUCCGUUCACCAAUUUUGCUGUCAUUGGCAUUAUCUUCUCGAUCAUUGCACCUCUGGUCAUGGUGUUCAAUCUGGUUGUAUUCUGCGUUUAUUGGAUCACACAGCGAUACAACGCCCUUUACGUCUACCAAUACCGUCAUGACACAGGAGGUCUUCUGUUUCCCAGAGCCAUCAAUCAGUUAUUCGUUGGGCUAUAUGUCAUGGAAAUUGCUAUGAUUGGUCUAUUCUUUGCUUUCCCAGGCAAAGACAAAUGUACAGCACAGGCCAUCAUCAUGAUUGUCAUGCUUGUAGCCACCAUCAUCUUCCAGUGGGUUUUGAACGAUGCGUUUGCACCAUUGUUCCGAUAUUUGCCUAUUACACUGGAAGACGAUGCUGUCAUUCGCGAUGAAGAGUUCGCUCGUGCUCAGCGUCUCAAAUGGGAGAGUUUGGCUGACCAAGAAGGCGAGCAUGAGCGGCUGCAGCAUGAUACGGAGACCACAAUGGAAGAACGUGAGAGAAAGGAGGCAGAAGAAGAGGAGAGGGCACUUGCCGAGGAGCGUAGAAUGAUUCACGAGCACAGACGCGCCGGCACUCGCAUGUCAAGCUAUGGCUCUGGCUCUCACUCCGAACGCCCUACACCCGUUAUUAUGGACACUAAGCCUGCAAAUAAUAACAGCGGUGAUCGCUGGAGGAAAGUAAAGCAGGUCAGUGAGCCUGUUCGCCACUUGCGCAGGAUUGCCCGACCACACGCGCAUGGCAUGGAUGGUAUCAGACCUACUGCAACAGACGUGGACCCUCAGACCGCAAAGGUCGACAUGGAAUCACAGAAACAAGUUGGUGAUGUGCUCUUCGGUGGUUUCAGCGACGAACUCGAAGACUUGACGCCUGAAGAGCGCGACGUGCUCAUCCGCUAUUCAUUCCAACACUCUGCGCUCCGCGCCCGUAGACCGGUCGUUUGGAUUCCGCGAGACAGUCUUGGAAUAUCGGACGACGAGAUUGAGAGAACUAAGCGCAUGAGCACUGUCGAUGACAUACACCCAGAGACCGAGAAGCGGACUCCGAAGACCAACAUAUGGAUCAGCAACGAAGGAACUGCGCUGAACGCAAAGGGCAAGGUUGUAUUUAGGAGAAGCCCGCCUGAUUUUGCUAAUGUAGAUCUUAUUGCUCUGUAA